This is a messenger RNA of Chaetomium fimeti, 5643 nucleotides long. RefSeq lists its product as uncharacterized. The transcript has 5 exons. The record is from RefSeq and is a predicted model, not a curated record. NCBI's taxonomy places the organism in Eukaryota, Fungi, Ascomycota, Sordariomycetes, Sordariales, Chaetomiaceae. Bases 100 to 5478 code for a protein of 1792 amino acids. Gene Ontology annotation, molecular function: nucleic acid binding; ATP binding. Gene Ontology annotation, cellular component: cytoplasm.
ACCAACAAUCGACAUUUCGGACCUUCCGCUCAUCACAUCCUGGUUUUGUAUGUUGUAUUUAUUUCUCAAGCGACAAAACCAUCAAGGACCUGCUUCAACAUGUCUGGGUUCGAGGAAUGGCGAGCCUCGCUCAGCCCACUCGUUGUCGACGUUGUCGGCGACUUUGCUGGCAGGGGCGUGUUUGCUAUCCAUGGAGAGGCGCUUCUCACCCAUUGCUUAAGCAAUGCACGGGUUGAUUUCGACUACGGCUUCCAACUCCUGCAUCUCGUCCAUGCUGCUGAGGCGUUCCUCGUCAAGCUAAGGGACCGAGGAUGCAUGUUCAACCUCUUCUGGUUUGAGAACGAGGCCGACGCCUGUAUGCCCACCGAAAUACGGACCGACAGCUCGCGUGCCAGCAAAUACCGUCUUGCUCGCGCCGUGCUCAUUCAGCAUUUCUCCAGCCCGACCAGCCUCGGAGAGCCCAACGCAGCAAGGUUCAGCUAUGUGUUCCCAAACUUCGAGAGCCGCCUUUUCCGCGAAUACCUCGACAGUCAUACCCUGCACUUCUUCCUCGGGUCCAAGGCCCAUGAUGAAUCGUCAGACGUUGACAAGCAUACCCCACUGGAAAUGCUGUAUCUGAUAGCCUCGGCUGGAUACUGCGUGGCAUUCUUUGAAGGGGUCGAGUUCAAGAGUUCAAAGGCAUACCUUUCCUUGACAACACCGAGAGGGAACGUCACACCUCUACCCGAGCGCGGAGAACACUUUGAGAUCCCUUCUAGCCCCUCACCUCGUAUGGCGGAGAUGAUGAAGAGGGCUGCCGAAUCAGAGAUUGCUGAUGAGCUGACCGCGAGGGAGUUCAUCUCCGUCUGUGCGCUCGCCACUGUGGUUUCUUCCAUCGUCCAAGAAACUGGAGUAAUUGAGGUGCCGCAGCAACGAGAAGCUGCCAGUGUUCUGCUUCAUCUUGUUAUGCUACGACAUUGUGGUCUUCCGCAACGAAGCUUCGCCAAGCAAGAAUCCGGUGCCAUCGCAACAACCAACACCGAGUUUCUUGCCGAGUUCUUUCAAGCCGCCCGAGAUGGACUCACCGCCUGGUUCGAGGGAAGCCUUGUAAACUUGCAAUGGGACGCUUUCGACCUUUUCGAUGGCCGCCUUUACCUCAACGUCUCUGCGGCGCUGUUUGGUACCCCGUUGCCACAAGAGCUCUCUCAGGGCUUCAGCCAGAUGGUGAAGCUUCUUAGAGUUUUGGUCUCGAGCCGUGUUGAUAUCGACGCCUUGUUCAGCGCCUCGGCGAGCAGUAUUGACCAGACUUCCCAAAGCCGGGACACUUCGCAGGAGCCAUUGUCUACCGUGCUUCCUUUCAGCCACCCCAUCAUGGAUCAGCUUCUAGCGAAUGUCCAACUUCAGUCGACUGGGGUCACGUCCGACUCUGCGGUUUCGGAGAAGAUAUUCGAAGAACUGGCCCAUUGGCAUAACGCUAAGGCACCGCUUGACCCGAAGCACGUUGCCAAACCCAAGGGAUUCUUCGCUAAAAAGAGGCAUCAAGAGUUCAUGUCGGACACGAUCGCCUACUCAGCUAGCCUGACGGGCGCCUCUGGGAAAAACAUCGACCCGGAAACCGUUAUCGUCCAGGAUUCGACGGCGAACCCCAAGACCUCGGCGACAGGACCUCACAGCACCAAGAAACCCGAAAAGACAGCGAAGACGAAGGGAGCUCCCAAGACCAAUAAGCAAAAGGCGCACGAGAAAGCAGAAGCUCUGAUGCUAGAGAAACAAGUUGUGGUAUCUCGGUCGGUUGUUGCUAGUUGGAAAGAACGGUGUCUGGAAUUCGCAAAAGAACCGUCCUUGGUCAAGCGGUAUCUGAGAGCUGAGAAGUAUUUCUUUGCUUUGUCGUCCUCUCACAGGCAGUUUGUUGGCGCUGAGGUGCUCCUGUAUCUUGGUGAUGUGUUGCUGCAGAUGCAGAGCAGCCCGGAAAUUCCGAAAUCCGCUGUUCCCGCCCUGCUCGCCAUGGUUUGGUCGAAAUGUAAUGAUGCCAGCAAGUUGCCGCUCACUGAGGAUGUCGCUUCUCAGCUUCGGGCGAUACACGAGUCUCUGGAGAUCGAAUUUCGACCUGAUGCUGCUUUGUCUGUCGCAACGCGCCAACUUCCGGCUUUCAAGCCGCUUUCACUCAAGGGAAAGAAGUUACUACCGUCGGGCGCCACUUCACGCGAGUUCUUGCUUGAACAUUGCGGACCGUACCUGGAACGGAGUUUCGACUCUGCGCCAGAUCCCCGCGUUCCAUCUUUCCACCCUGAUGCCUGGCAACGCAAGGUCCUCGACGCCAUCGAUGCCAACAAGAGCGUGCUCGCCGUGGCGCCGACCUCAGCGGGAAAGACAUUCAUCUCUUUCUACGCGAUGAAGAAGGUCCUGCAAGCGAACGACGAUGAUAUCCUGGUUUACGUGGCACCCACCAAGGCACUUGUCAACCAGAUCGCCGCUGAGAUCCAGGCGCGCUUUUCCAAGCAGUACGGCAAUCGGGAAGGCCGGUCUGUAUGGGCGAUCCACACGAGGGAUUACCGUGUCAACAGCCACAAGGGAUGCCAGAUUCUGGUGACGGUGCCCUCGAUUCUGCAGAUCCUGUUGCUGGCGCCCGUAAACGCCAAGAAGCCUACGGACUUUUCGCGUCGGAUCAAGCGUAUCAUCUUUGACGAGGUGCACUGUAUCGGGCAGUCGGACGAGGGCGUAAUCUGGGAGCAGCUCCUGCUACUUGCGCCGUGCCCGAUCAUCGCUCUUUCGGCGACCAUCGCAAACGUGGAUGAGUUCCGGUCUUGGAUGGAGCAGUCCCAGAACCUCAAGGGGUUCGAGCUCGAGAUGAUCGUACAUUCGUCGAGAUAUUCGGAUCUCCGCAAGUUCAUCCACGACCCGGCACCAUCACUCUCCGAAUUUACCGGUCUUGCCCCGGUCGAGCGGCUGCCUUACCCGGGACUCGACUCUGAGCUGACGGAAAGUGACCCAACACCGUUCCUGUUUGUUCACCCCAUCGCGGGCCUCGUUGACAGGAACCGGGAUACACUGAGCGACGCCAGCCUGGAGCCAAAAGACUGCUUGAGCCUUUGGAGGUGCAUGAAGAAACAUGCAAACGCCGAAUACAAAAUGCCCCCGUCCCUGGACCCAGAGGAUGCGUUGCCAGAAGUUGUUCGGAAAGCCGACGUCGUUCGAUGGGAGACGGCACUCAAGGACCAUCUUGCCGAAUGGAUGCUCGAUUCCAAGUCCCCGUUCGAUGCCGUGCAAGAGGAACUGCGCGGCCACCGGUACUCGCGCUUGGUCAAGUCGUAUACGGAACUGGGCUCCUCGGACAGCGGCGACGCUCCUGUCGAUACCGCGGAGAAAUGGCCUUUGGUAUCGACCCGUUCUGUCUUCUCCCUGGUGACCGACCUGCGCUCGAGUGGGGCACUGCCAGCCAUACUAUUCAACUACGACCGCAUGCAGUGUGAAGCGAUUGGCACUGAGCUCUUUGAUGUUCUGACAAGGGCGGAAACAAAAUACCGGUCGACAAAUUCAGCUUGGAUCGCCAAACUGGCCGCGUUUGAAUCCUGGAAAAAGGCCCAGGAGGCCGGUAAAGCGAAGAACCCGAAGAAGGCGAGUACUAAGCGUCGUGAAGAUGAUGGAGAUGAUCAGGGAAAAGCCAACUCGGCACGCGACGCGGCAAAUCGUGAUGUUAGCAAGUGGGAGAGUUUUGAUCCCAACGCGCCACUCGCCCAGUUCAGCUUUGCGGACAAUACCAAGAUCACGAAAGAGGAGCUGGAGGGACGACUCCGGACCAUACGUGCCGACUCCGUCCGGCAGCCCUUCAUUGACGCGUUGCGCCGCGGUGUGGGUGUGCAUCACGCCGGUAUGAAUCGACAAUAUCGCCAAGUGGUUGAGAUGCUUUUCCGAAAGGGUUACCUCACGGUCGUCGUCGCAACGGGGACGCUGGCCAUGGGUAUCAACAUGCCCUGCAAGACGGUCAUCUUCACAGGGGAUUCCAUCUUUCUAACGGCUCUCAACUACCGGCAGGCUUCUGGACGUGCAGGCCGGCGUGGGUUCGACAUGCUCGGUAAUGUUGUCUUUCACGACAUGCCCCCGCACCGCGCGCUCGAAGUUAUGUCCGCGAAACUUCCCGACCUGCGCGGCCAGUUCCCGGCUUCGGUCACGCUAAUUUUGCGCUUGUUCAUCCUGCUCCACGGGACGAAUAACUCGAGUUUUGCUGCUGACGCGGUCAAGUCCCUGAUUACACAAAAUAGGCUCUACCUUGGAGGUCCGCAGGCCAAGAUGUCCAUUGCCCACCAUCUGCGUUUCUCCAUUGACUACCUCCGGCGUCAGAACAUGCUCUCUGAAACCGGCGUGCCGCUCAACUUCGCGGGACUGGUAGGCCACCUGUACUACACCGAAUCCGGCGCCUUCGCCUUUCACACCAUGCUACGGGGGGGCUAUUUCCACGAGGUCUGCGCCGGCUUCUCCCCGGAUAUGGGCCUGGCCAAAUGGCGGGACAUAGCCUUCGAACUGGUCCUGACGCUUAGCCACCUCUUCGCCCGCAUACCAUACACCCGCCCCCGGCAAUCCAAGACCUCCCGCAGGACUGUCCUUCCCCCGCUACCCCAGAGGGCGCACGAGCUCCUCGCCCGUCACAACGUGGAAACCCUGUCUAUCUUCCGCGGCUACGUUCACUCCUACGUAACCCAACACCUCUCCAGCACGCCAGACACCACCCUCCCACUGACCCAGCACACCAUCUCGGCGAGCACGACCGCCCUGACAACAACGGGCCUUCCUUCCCCGCUGCCCCACUUGCCCCCCGUGACCAUCCGCUCCCCAUUCACCGCCCUCUCUGGCUUCGGCGACACCGACUUCGCCACCACGGCCGAGCUGUGCGAGACGGUGCGUGCAGGUGUCCCCCUGGAGGGGAGCGUCGUGCCAGGGGCGCCUGUUAACGACGGCACUGCCGAGUUCAACUCGUACCUGCUCGACUUCUUCAAGAACGGCGACGCGGAGGCGCUGAAGCGCGACAACCGCGUCGCGGCUGGCGAUCUGUGGUUCCGGCUCAAGGACUUCUCGCUGGUGCUCGCUACUAUCGGGGCCAGUUUGGAAGGGUUCCUUGGCGCUGGGGGUGGGGAUGGGGACUUGGCGGAUAUGGAGGGCGGUCCGGAGGAGGGGGAUGGUGGUUGGCAGGAAGGGGCUGACGCGGGAGCGGCAGGUGGUCUUUCGACGUUGGUGGUGGGUGCGGGGAAGAAGAAGGCGCCGGGCGAGGGUGAGAAGAAGAAGAAGAAGAAGGUGGUGGUGGAUUCGUGGGAGGAUGAGGAGGUGUCCUCGAGCUCGGAGUCGGAGGCGGAGUCGGAGAAGGCUUGGAGUGAUGAGACGGAACAGACUGGGACUGCUCUGACGCGGGGUAGUAAUCCGGAUGCCCCGUCGCUUGUCAAGGUCUAUCUGGCGUUCAAGAGGGUUCAGGUCGAGUUCGAUGACCUGUUCUACAAGAUGUGGGCUUGAGAAAAGACGGAUGGGGAAGAGUUCAUGUGUGGGUAUUGGUGUUGGGACUUUGCGGUUGCUUUACUUAGUGUAGGUAUUUCUCACGAUCGUUAACUAAAAGGAAGGAGGCCAAACUCUCUCCUCUCACGAGAUUUUCGGCCAGUGGGAGGUUUGCUAGGUUGGUUG